Conger conger (European conger) is the source of this 1866-nucleotide messenger RNA. Its product is annotated as protein phosphatase 3 catalytic subunit alpha. Gene Ontology annotation, molecular function: calmodulin binding; calmodulin-dependent protein phosphatase activity. Gene Ontology annotation, biological process: calcineurin-NFAT signaling cascade. The coding region runs from base 228 to 1820 and encodes 530 amino acids. NCBI's taxonomy places the organism in Eukaryota, Metazoa, Chordata, Actinopteri, Anguilliformes, Congridae. The record is from RefSeq and is a predicted model, not a curated record. Gene Ontology annotation, cellular component: calcineurin complex; cytoplasm; cytosol. The transcript has 15 exons.
UGGAGACAGAGAAAUUGAUAUAGCACAGCAGUAAAUCAGGGGGACCUUACUGUGUAGAAAUUUGUAACACUUGCAAGUAUUUUUGGAGACGGCAGAGAGGCACGUGAAACCACAGCGGUUUCCCAUUCUGGGAAGAGUCGAGUGGUUGAGCGAGGACUACAACGGAUCGUAUUCAGGCACAGUUUCAUAUUUAAUAGAAAUCUAGCAGUGUAAAUAUCAGCCUGGAAAUGUCCGAAAACAAGCCAAAUGAUGAUCCGAAGUUGUCAACGACGGACAGGGCGGUGAAAUCUGUCCCAUUCCCACCGAACCACAAGCUGACGGUAAAGGAGCUGUUCGACAGUGAGGGCAAGCCCCGAGUGGACCUGCUGAAGGCCCACCUGACCAAGGAGGGACGCGUGGAGGAGGGCGCGGCCCUGCGGCUCAUCGCCGACGGGGCGGCCAUUUUGCGUGCCGAGAAGAACCUGCUGGACAUCGAGGCGCCCGUCACAGUUUGCGGGGACAUCCACGGGCAGUUCUUCGACCUGAUGAAGCUCUUCGAAGUCGGCGGGUCUCCAGCCAGCACACGCUACCUUUUUUUAGGCGAUUAUGUGGACAGAGGGUAUUUCAGCAUCGAAUGUGUGCUGUACCUAUGGGCCUUAAAAAUCCUUUAUCCCAAAACACUGUUCCUGCUUCGCGGGAACCAUGAAUGUAGACACUUAACAGAGUAUUUCACCUUUAAGCAGGAAUGUAGAAUUAAGUAUUCGGAGAGGGUGUACGAUGCCUGCAUGGACGCCUUCGACUGCCUCCCCCUGUCUGCCCUCAUGAACCAGCAGUUCCUGUGUGUACAUGGAGGACUGUCCCCGGAAAUAACAAACCUCGAAGACAUAAGGAAAUUAGACCGGUUCAGAGAGCCGCCCGCGUACGGCCCCAUGUGCGAUCUCCUGUGGUCCGACCCCCUGGAGGAUUUCGGGAACGAGAAGACCCAGGAACACUUUACCCACAACACCGUGCGAGGCUGCUCCUACUUCUACAGCUACCCUGCCGUCUGUGACUUCCUGCAGCACAAUAACUUGUUAUCGGUGAUCCGGGCACACGAAGCACAGGAUGCUGGAUAUCGCAUGUACAGGAAGAGCCAGACCACUGGGUUCCCUUCACUAAUCACCAUCUUUUCCGCGCCCAACUACCUAGACGUGUACAAUAACAAAGCUGCCGUUCUGAAAUAUGAGAACAACGUCAUGAAUAUCCGACAGUUCAACUGCUCCCCCCACCCCUACUGGCUCCCCAACUUCAUGGACGUCUUCACCUGGUCUUUGCCCUUCGUUGGAGAGAAAGUGACCGAGAUGUUGGUCAACGUCUUAAGCAUCUGCUCCAACGACGAGCUGAUGACAGACGAGGAGAUUGACGGACAGCUAAUUUACCCCCCUAAGAAAGGUGCCACCGCCUCCGCACGCAAGGAGGUGAUCCGAAACAAGAUCCGAGCCAUUGGUAAGAUGGCCAGAGUGUUUUCAGUCCUCAGGGAGGAGAGUGAGAGCGUUCUGACACUGAAGGGUCUAACCCCUACCGGGAUGCUCCCGAGCGGGGUGCUGUCAGGAGGGAAGGAGAAACUACAGAACGCUACUGUUGAAGCUAUUGAGGCUGACGAAGCCAUCAAGGGCUUCUCCCCGCAACACCGAAUCAGCAGCUUCGAGGAGGCCAAGGGGCUGGACCGCAUCAACGAGCGGAUGCCCCCUCGGCGAGACGGCCUGCCCAGCGACGCCAGCUUGAACUCGCUCAACCGGGCCCUGUCCUCCGAGACCAACGGCACCGACGGCAAGGGAGGCCCCAGCAGCAACAUACAGUGACCUGCUCCUGCCGCUAAGGCUAGGGGGCGCUAGUGAGCAGCUGAAC